AUGUUAUAUGCUAAAUUAUGCAGGAAUAAGAAGACAAAAAAAGGGAAAAAGCAGGCAAUUCCUAUCGAGAAAAAUGCAGCAAAACAGUCCGAGGAUUCAUUACUUGUUGGGAAAUGUGACUUUACUUACGCUUCGGCAAAAAAUAAUGAAGCUAUUACGUGUAUUUCUGACGAUGAUCAAACUAUCGAUAGAAGGGAAUUUUUCGGAGGAAAUCGUUCAUAUGGUCGAAAAAAAUGGCUAUCAAGCAUAUCCGAUGAGGAAAAGAGCAACAAUCCCAGUAAUGUUCGAAGAUCUGUAAUGAAGACGAAAGAUGACAAAUUCGCUUUCGCAAAUAUCACAGCACAAAAUUCUGACAAGCAUUGUUUAGACGAGAAAAAAGUGGAACCUAGAGUAUCCAGGAAGUCUUCUCACAGAGUAAUGACUUCUCCAAUUCAGGAGAAUGAUGAUGCAAAUUUAGAGAGUACAGGAUUUCGCAAAGAAAUAGCAAAGAUUCCAUUAGGCAAAGCAAAACAGCUGCAGGAACGAUUAGGAACGAAGUUGUUUGACAAGGCAUUCUUCGUUGAAAAUUCAUCAUCUAAUUCUAACAGGAAAUCAUCUCAAAGGACUUUUGUGCGUGAAAAUCCAAAAAGACCACGUGAAGUGUCAUCAAAAAUACCGGUAUCUAAAUUCAGGAACGCGUUCGAGAAUGAAAAAUUGAAACGACCCGUAUUUGAUCCUCGAUUCGAUGACAGAUGUGGAGAGUUUAAUAAUUAUAUAUACCAGAAUAAUUAUAGUUUUCUAAAUGAAAUACGUCAGCGAGAGAAAAAGAUAUUGAUAAGAGAACUGAAAAAUGCGACAGAAGAAGGAGCUGUUAACAGAACCCGAUUAAAAGAAGCACUCAGGAAAAUGAAAAAUCAGGAAAAAACACAAGCAGAUGUUAACCGUCGUAAAGAAGUAAUCCGUGAAAUACGUCAUGAGAACAAUGAGCGCAUGCGUCAAGGCUUAUCACCGAUCUUUAAGACAAGAGCACAAAUUCGGGAACUCAUAUGGCGUAAAAAGUAUGAUGAACUGAAAGGAGGAAAAAGAUUGGAAAAAUAUCUUCGUCGCAAAACCAAAAAACAGGAUAAACGAUAUGGUAUCAAUAAAUCAGUGAACCAUGAAAAUGAAAAUGAAGUAGCAACAUACUGUGAUGAUUGA
This is a messenger RNA of Acanthocheilonema viteae, 1176 nucleotides long. The record is from the annotation of a GenBank genome assembly. NCBI's taxonomy places the organism in Eukaryota, Metazoa, Nematoda, Chromadorea, Rhabditida, Onchocercidae.